AUGUCCUCAAACAACUUUCAAACCAUCCCAGCCCAAGAAGAAGGCCACUUCAACGCAGCCCCAAGCCUAAACCCACCUCCAACACCAGCAACAAAAGACUACAAACUAAACCACCUAGCGCUGCGCAUCCAAGACCCAGCCCGCUCACUACAUUUCUAUAUCGAUCUACUAGGCAUGCGGGUAAUCUUCACUAUGAAUGCCGGUCCAUUCACGAUCUAUUACCUCGGCCACCCGCCAGCAGAUGCAGAGACCGAAGAGGAUAUUAGUGCGUGGGCGAAGAAAACAAGUGAAAUGCCUGUUAUGACUAGGACCAGCGGGUUGUUGGAGUUGUAUCAUGUGCAUGGCACGGAGAAGACGGAUGGGGGGGUUUCUACGGGGAAUGUACCCCCGCAUCUUGGAUUUGCGCAUCUGGGAUUCACGGUUCCUGAUGUGCCGGCUGCUGUGCAGAGACUUAAGGAUGGUGGGGUUAAGAUCCUGAAGGAUAUUGGUGUUUGUUCGAGGGAGACUGUGCCGCUUUCGGAGUGGGAGGAGGAGAGGGGGAUUGGGCGGGGUGAGAUUCAUGGGAAUUAUGCUUGGUUUUUUGAGAAGUUUGCUAUGGUUUCUGAUCCGGAUGGAUAUAUGGUCGAGUUAAUUCCUCAGGGCGUGUGA
Messenger RNA from Penicillium vulpinum, 648 nucleotides. RefSeq names its product putative lactoylglutathione lyase (Glo1). NCBI's taxonomy places the organism in Eukaryota, Fungi, Ascomycota, Eurotiomycetes, Eurotiales, Aspergillaceae. The transcript is spliced from 2 exons. The record is from RefSeq and is a predicted model, not a curated record. Bases 1 to 648 code for a protein of 215 amino acids.